Messenger RNA from Phaeoacremonium minimum UCRPA7, 1950 nucleotides. RefSeq names its product putative ku70 protein. Gene Ontology annotation, biological process: telomere maintenance; cellular response to gamma radiation; double-strand break repair via nonhomologous end joining. NCBI's taxonomy places the organism in Eukaryota, Fungi, Ascomycota, Sordariomycetes, Togniniales, Togniniaceae. The coding region runs from base 1 to 1950 and encodes 649 amino acids. The transcript is spliced from 3 exons. Gene Ontology annotation, molecular function: DNA helicase activity; damaged DNA binding; telomeric repeat DNA binding. Gene Ontology annotation, cellular component: nucleus; Ku70:Ku80 complex. The record is from RefSeq and is a predicted model, not a curated record.
AUGGCAGACCGCGAAGAUGAUGACCGCCAGGCGCGCGAGGACGAAGGUGAAGAGGAGUUGGAUGAGACAGAUUACAAGUCGCAAAAGGAUGCGGUUCUGUUCGCAAUUGAUGUGAGCGCAUCGAUGCUGAAGCCUCCGCCUGCUGCAGAGUCCAAGAAGGCCGACAAAGACAGCGCUAUGACCGCUGCCUUGAAGAGCGCUUAUCAGCUGAUGCAGCAACGCAUCAUCGCCCAACCCAAGGACAUGAUGGGCAUCUUGCUCUUUGGGACUGAGAAGUCCAAGUUUCGGGAAGAGAGGAACGGCGGAUCGGGUUAUCCGCACUGCUACUUACUCACCGAACUCGAUGUGCCUUCAGCUGAAGACGUCAAGGUCAUCAAGGUUAUGGCUGAGGAAGGAGAAGAUCCGAAUGAGAUACUUACACCUGCAUCUGCGAAAGAUGGUGUCUCCAUGGCGAAUGUGUUGUUCUGUGCCAACCAGAUCUUUACAACCAAUGCAGCAAAUUUCGGAUCUCGGAGAUUGUUCAUCAUCACUGAUAAUGAUGAUCCUCAUGCUGGCGAUAAGGCUGCUCGUUCAUCUGCGGCUGUUCGUGCUAAAGAUCUGUUUGAUCUUGGUGUGACUAUUGAGCUAUUCCCUAUCAGUCAAGAUGGCAAGAAGUUCAAUUUAGAGAAAUUCUAUACCGAUAUCAUUUACCGCGAUCCGACUUCAGACUUCGGCUCUGCGGAUGAGGUCAAGGCGUCCAAGUCAGGCGAUGGGUUGACUCUUCUAUCGUCUCUUAUCUCCAAUAUCAACUCCAAGCAGACACCGAAAAGAGCAUAUUUCUCCAGGAUCCCAUUCGAAAUCGCACCUGGCCUAACGGUUUCAAUCAAUGGCUACAUUGUUGUACACCGCCAAACUAUUACUCGAACCUCCUAUAUCUGGCUUGGAGAUAGCGACAAGGCCCAAGUUGCCACAGGCGAGACCACAAAACUCGACAACGACGAGAGAACAGUCCAGAAGUCCGAAAUUAAGAAAGCCUACAAAUUCGGCGGCGAGUAUGUGUAUUUCACUCCUGAGGAGCUGAAGGAGGUCAGAAAAUUUGGUGAGAAGGGCCUGCGCAUCAUCGGCUUCAAGCCUAGAUCUAUGCUGCCCUCAUGGGCGUCCGUCAAGCCGUCAGUAUUCAUCUUCCCUAGUGAGGGAGGCUACGUUGGCUCGACUCGUGUCUUCUCCGCUCUGUGGCAGAAACUGCUCAGCAGUAACAAGAUGGCACUUGCCUGGUACGUUCCACGAUCCAAUGCGACACCACUCUUAGUCGCAAUUCUCCCGUCCAAAUCCCAGUCGGACGAGUCAUCAGGGACGCCAUUCCUUCCAGCUGGACUUUGGUGCUACCCUCUGCCGUUUGCAGACGACCUCAGAGAUCUGGAGCCCCUCAAGGGCAAAGAGGUACACAGAGCCUCGAAUGACUUGGUUGAUCAGACUAGAGUCAUUGUACAAAACCUACAGCUUCCGAAAGCCAUCUACAACCCAUCCAAGUACCCGAACCCGGCACUCCAGUGGCAUUACAAGAUCCUGCAAACUCUUGCAUUGGAGGAAGAGAUCCCAGAAGAGCCGGAGGAUGGGACCCUGCCUCGGUACAAAACUAUCAACAAGAGAGUUGGCGGAUAUCAAGUAGAAUGGGCCGAAAGCAUCAAAAAGGAGGCGGAGACUCUGAAGAAAGAGUUGUCAUUCAAGAGGGAGGCAGAUGACGAUGCAGACGAGCGACCUGUGAAGAAAGCCAAAACUGCUAGCACGGCGAAGAAACCGUCAGGCGGUAUGACUCUGGCUCAGCUGAAGCUAGCAGUUGAACAGGAUACUCUCAAGAAGAUGACAGUCAAUGAUUUGAAGGAGGUAUUAACAAGCAAGGAUCUCUCAACAGCCGGGAAAAAGGCCGAUCUCCUAGACAGGGUUGCUCAGUGGGUCGAGGAGAAUUCUUAG